Messenger RNA from Alligator sinensis (Chinese alligator), 949 nucleotides. It is a transcript of the gene SLC25A11, whose product is annotated as solute carrier family 25 member 11. Gene Ontology annotation, biological process: oxaloacetate transport; succinate transmembrane transport; phosphate ion transmembrane transport. Lineage: Eukaryota; Metazoa; Chordata; Crocodylia; Alligatoridae. Gene Ontology annotation, molecular function: oxaloacetate transmembrane transporter activity; thiosulfate transmembrane transporter activity; succinate transmembrane transporter activity. The transcript is spliced from 7 exons. The record is from RefSeq and is a predicted model, not a curated record. The coding region runs from base 25 to 873 and encodes 282 amino acids.
CCCUCUACCCUCUCCCCCGCCAGGAUGGGCGCUACAGUGUUUGUGCAGCCACUGGACCUGGUGAAGAACCGCAUGCAGCUGAGUGGGGAGGGCGCCAAAACCCGCGAGUACCGCACCAGCUUCCACGCCGUGGGCAGCAUCCUGCGCCAUGAGGGCAUUCGCGGCAUCUACACCGGGCUGUCGGCGGGGCUGCUGCGCCAGGCCACCUACACAACGACACGGUUGGGCAUCUACACCGUGCUGCUGGAGCGACUGACACGGGACGAUGGUACACCGCCCCCCUUCCUGCUCAAGGCUGCACUGGGGAUGGUGGCCGGUGCUGCUGGCGCUUUCGUGGGCACCCCUGCUGAGGUGGCACUUAUCCGCAUGACAGCAGACGGGCGGCUGCCUCCUGACCAGAGGAGAGGCUACACCAAUGUCUUCAAUGCCCUGGUGCGGAUCACCCGGGAGGAAGGCGUCUUCACACUCUGGAGGGGUUGUGUCCCUACCAUGGCCCGGGCAGUAGUGGUGAACGCGGCACAGCUGGCCUCCUACUCCCAGUCCAAGCAGUUUCUGCUGGACUCUGGCUACUUCCGGGACGACAUCCUUUGCCACUUCUGCGCCAGCAUGAUCAGCGGGCUGGUCACCACGGCUGCAUCCAUGCCCGUUGACAUUGCCAAGACCCGGAUCCAGAACAUGAGGAUGAUUGACGGCAAACCUGAGUAUCGCAAUGGUUUGGAUGUGCUCGCCAAGGUGGUGCGCUAUGAGGGCUUCUUCAGCCUGUGGAAGGGCUUCACACCAUACUAUGCCCGCCUGGGGCCCCACACCGUGCUCACCUUCAUCUUCCUUGAGCAGAUGAACAAGUUCUACCACCAGCUCUUCCUCAGCCCCUGACCCCUCCCCCCCCAGCUUAUUUAUUGCGGGGGGCAACCUUGUCCCUCUGUCUGACCUCAGUAAAGUACCAACUGCG